AUGACGGCAAACGCGCCAUACUACCAAAUGCGCUCCGGCCACUUCAUCACCACAUCCAACAAUGCAAACGCUGCGCCGCCCCAGUUCGGAGCCGAAGAUGACGAAUAUGACUUGCACGGUCCCGUUGCCGUUGUGACGCCGCUUGACCACCUCAAUCCGCAUUUAUAUUCCGACCACUCUGCGCGACAAGUGUCGGUCGAGCAUACACUGGAAGAAAACCACAACCUUGUUGAAUUGUUGGAGGCUGCCACGGCUGCUGACCACGCCACUCAAGCUAUGGAUAUGAGUGAUGCAGGGCAGGCGACUCAUACGGCACAGGGCCGCGGCAAGAGGAAGAGACUUGUUGGCUCUCCAGCUACAGAUGCCUCACACCAAGUAGACGAGCCUAUCAACACCAGGCGAAAAAGACAUGGCGAACCUGCGGACCCCGGGUUGGAAGACGGCGACCAGGACAUGCGCGGUGAUUUAGUCGACGGCAACAUGUCACCCUCCAGUGACUCUCUCCUGGGCGAUGCUGGCGCUGCAGGUGUCCAUUCCGCUGCUGCUCUCUUCCGUCGAUCAUCCGAGAGAACCCGCAAAUAUACGCGUCCGCCAAUGUCCAAGCUCUUCAUGUCACUUCAGCUUAGUCCCGAGAACUUUCUCCAGCUCCAGGCUGCCGCCAAGGCACACAUGCUCGACCCAUCACACCCGGAAAGACAAAACUGCGUUGGUAACCGCGGCAAGGGCGAUACUGAUAUGGUCAAACUUAGGCUCUUCAAUUGUGUCCGCGACUUCUUGAGUAAUGGAGCGGGUAAGCAAUUCUUUGGUGAAGACGUGGAAAAGCCGGGGGAGAAGGAUACAAUGGAAGCUGCUCGCGCGUUGGGAGAAGAGGAGACCCCUGACGUAAACCAACGAAUCACAUGGCCAAGAGAUGGCAACAAGAUUAUUGGUCUCGUCACUCCUCUGAUGAGGCGCAUGGUGACUAAUGAGCGACAGCGACAGUAUGCGAUUGAGACUAGGAAAGGAGGGGCGAAGAAAAAGAACAAGCAAGGCAGUGUGGAAGCUGUUGCUCCGCGAGGCGAGCAUCAUGGACACGGAAUGGAGCAUCACUUGCAGCCAGCGUCUGAUCUUAACCUGGGCCACCAUUUUCAGUAUACAGAAGCGAGCACGCCAUCAUCACUGGCACCUGCUGCGUCUCCACCAUGCUCAUCUCAGAAACAAGUGUGUUCUGCAGAUGCAAAGCAGAAGACGGAGGGCCAGGGAGUUACAUGUUCAAAUUUAAAGCUGUCCAGGGCGGGGACUACCGAACCCAACCUCUCGCACAUCAACAUCUUCCUCGUGCGGCCCUCACCUGGCACCACAUCAGGCGUCAAAAUUGGCGAGAGGCGCAUCGCUGCCGACGCCCAAGCACACCUGACUUGGUAUGACUACGAUGACUUUGUUGGCCAAGUCAAGUCACUGCUAGCAGGCGCUAUGAGUAAUGACGCCGAGCUAGAGUUGCGAGUUGGGGUGCCACAAGAGCCAGGCACGGACAACCUCCGCGGACUCGCUGCCGCAGCUAAUGCUCUGCAAUCUGAGCGUGCCAAUGAGGAGUCUGUUGCGGCAGGCAGAGCUUCAGCGGCGGCGGCGGCGGCGGCUUCAAUCGAGGAUGCGCCACCUGUAUCGCCGUCCGUUAUCUCUACCGUCACUCACAACCCCGCCCCGAACCAGACUAGCGAUAGUGAUAUCGAGCUUCUCUCUCGCUGUGUUAUCAAGUCUCUUGGGGCUGAGGGGUGGCGGGACAUUCGCAACGCCGACGACUGGUACAGCGUGUUGAGGGAAAAGGCCUUUGCAGUCUGGGCGGAUGGGAUUUGUAAUGUGCUUGUUGAGCUGGUGGACUAG
Exserohilum turcica Et28A is the source of this 1860-nucleotide messenger RNA. RefSeq lists its product as uncharacterized. The coding region runs from base 1 to 1860 and encodes 619 amino acids. The record is from RefSeq and is a predicted model, not a curated record. The transcript has 2 exons. Lineage: Eukaryota; Fungi; Ascomycota; Dothideomycetes; Pleosporales; Pleosporaceae.